GGGAUGCGGGAGAGAGCGCGGGGGGCGGGCUGCCGGCAGUCGCCUGGGCAACCUGCCUCCAUCUCCUGCCUUGCCCGGGCGGGGACACCCCGGAGGUACCCGGCGGGACGAGGGGAAUGCGAAGGCGGGGGACGCGGGGGGCGCCGUCCCUCCCGCCCCGCCUCGGUGCCCGGACUGCAGCAUCCCGCCCGCCGCAGUACCCGCAGCGCCGGGGCCGGGCCGCGCCACCGGCCGGGGAGGCGGGGGGGGGUCCGCGCCGGCACAGCCCCGGAGGAUGGGGGGUCCCCUCGCCGCGGCCACCGCCAGCGGAAUGCCGCACGCCUGAGAGACAAGGGGAAAGGGUCUGGAUCCUUCUGGUCAUCUGACUCAGGUCAAGAAGGACUUCGCAUUGCCAACAGCCCGCGGAACCCACCGGAGCAUCUCCCAGUGCCUGCUGCUGCCCCACGGGAGGGAGGAGGGAGGCUCUUUCAAUCCCUGGAGGAUUGAGAGGCUGGCCCCCUUCCGCAGCAGUCCAUGGACCACCACCCAGCAUGAGCGCCGACAGCGAGCAGCUCCCAGCGGGGGCCCAGGUGGCCGGCGUGCCCCUCUGGACUGUAUCCAGCUGGGCCGCCUCUGAGGUGCCCCCCAACACCAGCACGGCUGCAGGGGGGGCCGGCCGGCAGCAGGGGCAGGCGGAGUGGGGCAGCAAGACGGGCGAGAUCGUGGGCAUGGUGGUGAUUCAGUGUAUCUACGCCCUGGUGUGCCUGCUGGGGCUGCUGGGCAACUCCCUGGUGAUUUUCGUCAUCCUGCGCUACGCCAAGAUGAAGACGGCCACCAACAUCUACCUGCUCAACCUGGCCAUUGCCGACGAACUCUUCAUGCUCAGCAUCCCCUUUGUGGCCACAUCGGCAGCCCUGCACCACUGGCCCUUUGGACGGGCUCUGUGCCGCACUGUGCUGGGUGUUGAUGGGCUCAACAUGUUCACCAGCGUCUUCUGCUUGACCGUCCUCAGCCUGGACCGCUACAUCGCGGUGGUGCACCCGUUGCGGGCAGCCACCUACCGCCGUCCUCGGGUGGCCAAGAUGGUCAACGGGGGCGUGUGGCUCCUCUCCUUGUUGGUGGCUUCGCCCAUCCCCAUCUUUGCCGGUACAGCAACCACCCGUGAUGGCCAGGCAGUGGCCUGCAACCUCCUGUGGCCAAGCCCAACCUGGUCAGCUGCUUUUGUGGUCUACACCACCUUGCUGGGCUUCCUGCUGCCGGUGCUGGCCAUGGGGCUGUGCUACCUGCUGAUCGUGGGCAAGAUGCGGGCAGUGGCGCAGCGGGUGGGCUGGCAGCAGCGCCGGCGCUCUGAGGGCAAGCUGACGCGCCUAGUGCUGAUGGUGGUUGCCAUGUUCGUGGUCUGCUGGAUGCCCUUCUACGUGGUGCAGCUGGUCAACCUCCUGCUGCCUGGCCGCCUGGAUGCCACCGUCAACAACGCCUCCCUCAUCCUCAGCUACUCCAACAGCUGCGCCAACCCCAUCCUCUACGGCUUCCUCUCUGAAAAUUUCCGGCACUCCUUCCAUGGCGUGCUGCGCCGCUGCCUCGACGCCAGCCUCUGCUGCUGCCACGCCGGUGAGGGGGCCGCCGAGGAGGAGGAGGAGGAGGAAGAGCCCCUCGACUACUGCGCCGCUCCCCGAGGGGACGACAAGGGCAAGGGCUGCAUGUGCCCACCCCUGCCCUGCCAGCAGGAGCCUGUGCACCCCGAGCCCUGCUGUAAGCCUGGACCCCUCCUCACAAAGACCACCACCUUCUAGGGUGCCCCACGCCUCGCCAGCCCCCGGGCAGGCAUCUCCACCAGGCACGGGCAAAGGGGACCCCGGCCGGAGAGAGGGCAAACUGCCAUGCCCCGUGCCGCCGGCCCUCAUUUGUGCUGUGCAGUUCGACAAAAUAAAAAGCCAUAAGUCUGGCCCCAUGAUACAGUUAAUUACGUCGACCGAGUAAUUUUUGCCGUUACCUUCGUUGGGAUCGGGGACGGUGAGGAUUUCCAAGUGCAUUAGCGAACAGUGACUAGCCAUGGGGCGGGUGCCCCUCCGGAAUAAUAAAACACAAACUUCCCAUUCCUUCCCAAGACGCGCUCUGAAAGAUGGAGAACAGCCCUAAAGCCCAUCAGCCCCGCUACAUCUCUACCAGGCUGAGGAGGUAGGACCGGACUGGACUUCUACAGGAGCUCUGCAGCACGUGGAGAGCACGGGAUCAAUCUGACCCCUUUGGGUUCCUCUUAUGUUAAAAAAAAAAAGGGGGGGGGGGGGUUCCGAGCAGCUGAGAUCAGAGCUUGAGCCUACACAAACUAAGACGUGGCUGGUGCCGGGGAGUCCCAAACCUCACUUCAGCUAAUGGGGAAAGGAAAAAAACUUAGGUCCCACCAAUAAACCUCCCCCACCCCUCCCAAAUUCCCAGGCAAAGGGAUUUUAGCACGCACAAGACCAAAACUAUACUUUCCACAAGAAAACCCAGGAGAACCAAAUGUCGCUGUCUUUGCCACAGGUAAAUACCAAUGGAUCCAUAGAAACUUCGAGCUGAAGGACAGCACUGGGGCUAUACCGGCUUGGCCGCACUGAGGUAGCAUUAAAUUAACCAUUUCCAGCUUAUUUCAUUUUAACUUUGUCCUUUUAAUGUUAUUCUUGUUCUCCAUUAUUUAUGGCUCAUUCCUUCUAUUUUAAUCACACUGGUGAAGUAACCAGCAGGGCAAUGUUUUCAGCCUGACACUCCGCUAAGAGCCCAUAGCUCCUUUUCUUAUUUUUUUUUUUUUUAUUUUGGCUCCACUGUGGUUUGUGACUUCUGGAGCUCCGGCUGCAAGACGGGGCUGGUGCUCGGUGAGGAAAACCAGUCAUUUUAGGGUGGGGGAGAAAGAAUAAUUCAUUAGCAGCUUUCUAUAAACCAGAUUGUAAAAGCUUUAUUGGUCUACACACAAAAUCACCAUGUGAUUGUGCAUUGCGUAGGGUAUAUUUCCAAUAAAUAAAUAAGUAUUUACAAAUGUGCCGGGUGUAUAAAACAGCGGAUUGAACCAUUUACAAUUAGGAAAGCUACAGUUCAUACACACAUUAUCUUUUUAUUUUCCUUGGAGGCUGCAACGUAGCUCUAUCAUACUGGG
Messenger RNA from Chroicocephalus ridibundus (black-headed gull), 3109 nucleotides. It is a transcript of the gene SSTR4, whose product is annotated as somatostatin receptor 4. Lineage: Eukaryota; Metazoa; Chordata; Aves; Charadriiformes; Laridae. Gene Ontology annotation, molecular function: neuropeptide binding; somatostatin receptor activity. The transcript has 3 exons. The record is from RefSeq and is a predicted model, not a curated record. Gene Ontology annotation, biological process: neuropeptide signaling pathway; cellular response to glucocorticoid stimulus. Bases 531 to 1772 code for a protein of 413 amino acids. Gene Ontology annotation, cellular component: plasma membrane; neuron projection.